Messenger RNA from Mobula hypostoma (lesser devil ray), 6822 nucleotides. RefSeq names its product gastrula zinc finger protein XlCGF26.1-like. Gene Ontology annotation, cellular component: nucleoplasm. The record is from RefSeq and is a predicted model, not a curated record. Gene Ontology annotation, biological process: regulation of transcription by RNA polymerase II. Bases 998 to 2875 code for a protein of 625 amino acids. The transcript has 2 exons. Gene Ontology annotation, molecular function: RNA polymerase II cis-regulatory region sequence-specific DNA binding; DNA-binding transcription repressor activity, RNA polymerase II-specific. NCBI's taxonomy places the organism in Eukaryota, Metazoa, Chordata, Chondrichthyes, Myliobatiformes, Myliobatidae.
GCAAAGUGCAUAUAAGAGAACCUCACUUCCUGUGUGUGUGCGCGCGCUUUUAUUUUAAUUGCUAUGUAGUUGUACCGACACGACAAUGGGGUUGUUGCGAUACACCACUCUCUAAACAGCAGAAUGCUACACAGAACAGCCAUUGGUCUGAGCAGGAAAUAUAUACACAGCCUGAAAACUGGACAGCACUUCAAAUUAACAUUAUAUAAAAGGAAAUUCCAGCUGUGUGGCAACAAAGGUUUUUUUGUGUGAGAAUAUUUCAGUUAUUGCACAGCUGUGCAGCUUAGAGGGAACAGUGAAUACUAAUGGAGAGAGGCAAAUUGAACCAAGUCACAGAUUGAAUACAGCUUGUCCCAUUCUUAUACAGACAGGAAGACCAUCAGAGAAUUUGAUGGUCAGUCCAGAUUCCUGCAUUUUGCCCAGUAUUUCUUUCUCCAACUUGGGAUGAAUCUUGGUGUAACAGUGUGAUGUCAGAUCUCACCUUGGCAACUAAAAUCUCAUCUGAAAUAUUAUCCUUCAUCCAUUGAUGUAUUUUGUAAAUCUUUUUACAGGUUAAAAUCGGCAAAGAAUUUGUGUAAAGGAAUCUGAAACACAACACGUCAGUUUUACUGUCUCUGUCCAGAUAUUUAAGAAGUGGAUCAAGGGAUUCACGCUCUCAUCCUUCCUGCUUAGACUGUGGGAAGGGAUUCACUCAGUCAUCUGACCUACUGGCAUGGCUGUCAUUUCACACAGGGGAGAAGCGAUUCAUCUGCUCAACUGUGUGAAGAGAUUCACUCAUUCCUCCUUCCUGCUCAACUGUGGGAGGGGAUUCACUUGAUCAUCUCAACUGAAGGUACAUCAGUGAGUCCACAUUGGGGCAAGGCCAUUCACCUGUUCUGUGUGUGUGAAGGGAUUCAGUUGAUCAUCCCACCUGUAGACACACCAGUCAGUUCACACUGGGGAGAGGCCAUUUACCUGCUGAAGUUGUGGGAAAGGAAAUACUCAGUCAUCUGACCUAAUGGCACACCAGCGAGUUCACAGUGGGGAGAAGCCAUUCACCUGCUCUGACUGUGGGAAGGGAUUCAGUCGGUCAUCCCAUCUACUAGCACACCAGUCUGUGCAUACAGGGGAGUGGCCAUUCACCUGUUCUGUGUGUGGGAAGGGAUUCUCUUGCUCAUAUCAGCUGAAGGUACAUCAGCGAGUUCACACAGGGGAGAGACCAUUUACCUGCUCAGACUGUGGUAAGGGAUUCAUUCAAUCAUCUGACCUACUGGGACACCAGUCAGUUCACACUGGGGAGAGGCCGUUCACCUGCUCAGAAUGCGGGAAGGGAUUCACUCGGUCAUCUCAACUGAAGGUACAUCAGCGAGUUCACACUGGGGAGAGGCCAUUCAUCUGCUCAGAUUGUGGGAAGGGCUUCACUCGAUCAUCUGACCUAAUGGCACACCAGCGAGUUCACAGUGGGGCGAGGCCAUUCACCUGCUCAGUCUGUGGGAAGGGCUUCACUCGGUCAUCCCACCUACUGGCACAUCAGUCAGUUCACACUGGGGAAUGGCCAUUUACCUGCUCAGAAUGUGGGAAGGGCUUCACUCAGUCAUGCCAACUACAGAUACACAUGUCAGUUCACACUGGAGAGAGGCCAUUCACCUGCUCAGACUGUGGGAAGGGAUUCGCUCGGUCAUCUCAACUGAAGGUACAUCAGCGAGUUCACACUGGGGAGAAGCCAUUCACCUGCUCAGAUUGUGGGAAGGGAUUCACUCGGUCAUCUCAACUGAAGGUACAUCAGCGAAUUCACACUGAGGAGAGGCUGUUCACCUGCUCAGAUUGUGGGAUGGGAUUCACUCAGUCAUCCAACCUACAGACACACCAGUCAGUUCACACUGGGGUGUGGCCGUUCACCUGCUCAGAUUGUGGGAAGGGAUUCACUCACUCAUCCAGUCGACAGAGACACCAGCGAGUUCACACUGGGGAGAGGCCGUUCAUCUGUUCUGUGUGUGAGAAGGGAUUCGCUCACUCAUUUCAACUGAAGGUACAUCAGCGAGUUCACACUGGGGAGAGGCCGUUCACCUGCUCAGAUUGUGGGAAGGGAUUCACUCAGUCAUCUCAACUGAAGGUACAUCAGCGUGUUCACACUGGGGAGAGGCCAUUCUCCUGCUCAGACUGUGGGAAGGGAUUCACUCAGUCAUCUCAACUGAAGGUACAUCAGCGAGUUCACACUGGGGAGAGGCCAUUCACCUGCUCACACUGUGGGAAGGGAUUCACACGGUCAUCCGACCUACUGGUACACCAGUCGGUUCACACCUGGGAGAGACCGUUCAACUGCUCAGACUGUGGGAAGGGAUUCACUUCAUCAUCUCACCUACUGGCACAUCAGACAGUUCACACUGGAAUAUGGCCUUUCACCUGCUCGGACUGUGGGAAGGGAUUUACUCAGUCAUCUCAACUGAAGGUACAUCAGCGAGUUCACACUGGGGAGAGGCCAUUCACCUGCUCAGAUUGUGGGAAGAGAUUCACUCAGUUAUCCCACCUACUGGCACACCAGUCAGUUCACACUGGGGAAAGGCCAUUCACCUGCUCCAAUUGUGGGAAGCAAUUCAGUCAGUCAUUUGACCUAAUGGCACACCAGCGAAUUCACAAUGGGGUGAGGCUGUUCACCUGUUCAGUCUGUGGGAAGGGAUUCACUCGGUCAUCCCACCUACUGGCACACCAGCGAGUUCACACUGGGGAGAGGCCGUUCACCUGCUCAGACUGUGGGAAGGGAUUCACUCGGUCAUCUCAGCUGAAGAUACAUCAGCGAGUUCACACUGGGGAGAGGCUGUUCACAUGUGCUGAAUGUGGGAAGGGAUUCACUCAGUCAUCCAGCCUACAGAGACACCAACGAGUUCAUACUGGAUAGAGGCAGUCACCUGUUCUGUGUAUGAGAAGGGAUUCAUUUGGCCAUACAGUCUGCAGACACACUGGUCAGCUCACACUGGGGAAAUGUUGUUCACCUGCUCAGACUGUGGGAGAGAUUCACAGAGUCAUUUCAACUGAAUGUACAUCAUUGAGUUCACACGGGAAGAGGCUGUUCACCUGCUGUGAAUGUUAGAAGGGAUUCACUUGGUCAUCUAACCUUAUGACACACUCUGGAGUCACACCGGGGAAAAGUUUCAUGCUGGAUAUAUAACCAUCACAGUUGCUGAAUCCAGAGACAAGUUUAAAAAUUGACCAUUGGUGAUGAACUCUACAAUUAUUGCUGCUGCUCAUCAAACCCAGUUCUGCACCCUGGUCACUCAGCAGGGAAGGAGUUUCUUCUGCUGAUAUUCACCUUCAAUGGGUACUCCCAAGUACUUACUGAAGCUACAACACACCCUGUGUACAGUCAGGAGUCAACUCAGCCCAGCUGGACCCUGCAGUCUUUUCCACAACAGACCUUUGAAAUCGAUCCCUGCUGUUCACCUCUCGCUCUCCCUGUGGUGAUGGAUUCCAAACAGACACCACUCUGUGGGUGAAAAGGUUUCCUUGAAUUUCCUGUCUCACUUUCUAUAGACUGAAGAAGAAAAUGAGUGGACUGCAGUUAUCUCUGAUAUGUUAUUUGUUCCUCAAAUCUCUGGGCCAAGGAAGAAUGACAUUGCUAGUUAAUGUCCUUAUUCCCUGCUCAUUUCAAAAUUAUGGGUCAUUUUCACUGCUUCUAAACAGUUGUUAGAAUACACCACUGUCUUCUAAAGUCUGACAGCAGAAUGGGGAACCAUUAGUUGGAUGGUCAGUGGAGCAGGAUCAGAAACCAGAGACUGGUCAGCACAGGGCAGAGACUGGGGCUCUGGACAGUGGUAGGGUUAAGAACAUAUGAUGAGGAAAAGUGAAUGAGUAGGGGGUGUGGCAGCAAAUUACAGAGUAGCAACAUUUGGAAGCUGAUUGGCAGAGGAAAUAAUUUGGCUAAAUGACUUAACCCAAACAAUACCUUAUAACCAUAUAACAAUUACAGCACGGAAACAGGCCAUCUCGGCCCUUCUAGUCCAUGCCGAACUCUUACCCUAUCCUAGACCCACCGACCAGCACUCAGCCCAUAACCCUCCAUUCCUUUCCUGUCCAUAUAUCUAUCCAAUUUAACUUUAAACAACAACAUAGAACCUGCCUCAACCACUUCUGCUGGAAGCUCAUUCCACACAGCUACCACUCUCUGAGUAAAGAAGUUCCCCCUCAUGUUACCCCUAAACUUUUGUCCUCUAACUCUCAACCCAUGUCCUCUUGUUUGAAUCUUCCCCACUCUCAAUGAAAAAGUCUAACCACGUCAACUCUAUCAAUCCCCCUCAUAAUUUUAAACAGCUCUAUCAAGUCUCCCCUCAACCUUCUACGCUCCAAAGAAUAAAGACCUAACUUGUUCAACCUUUCUCUGUAACUUAGGAGAUGAAACCCAGGCAACAUUUUAGUAAACCUCCUCUGUACACUCUCAAUUUUAUUGACAUCUUUCCUAUAAUUCGGUGACCAGAACUGUACACAAUACUUCAGAUUUGGUCUUACCAAUGCCUUAUACAAAUUCAACAUUACUUCCCAACUCCUAUACUCAAUGCUCUGAUUAAUAAAGGCUAGCAAACCAAAAGCUUUCUUCACCAUCCUAUCCACGUGAGAUUCCAUCUUCAGGGAACUAUGCACCAUUAUUCCUGGAUCCCUCUGUUCUACAGCAUUCUUUAAUGCCCUACCAUUUACCAUAUAUGUCCUAUUUUGAUUAGUUCUACCAAAAUGUAGCACCUCUCAUUUAUCAGCAUUAAACUCCAUCUGCCAUCUUUCAGCCCACUCUUCUAACUGGCCUAAAUCUCUCUGCAAGUUUUGAAAACCUACCUCAUCAUCCACAACAUCACCUAUCUUAGUAUCAUCUGCAUACUUACUAAUCCAAUUUACCACCCCAGCAUCCAGAUCAUUAAUAUAUAUUACAAACAACAUUGGACCUAGUACAGAUCCCUGAGGCACACCGCUGCACACCGUCCUCCAAUCUGACACACAGUUAUCCACCACUACUCUCUGGCGUCUCCCAUCUAGCCACUGCUGAAUCCAUUUUACUACUUCCUUAUUAACGCCUAAUGAUUGAACCUUGCUAACUAACCUUCCAUGUGGAUCCUUGUCAAAGGCCUUACUGAAGUCCAUAUAGACAAUAUCCACCGUUUUACCCUCAUCAACUUUCUUAGUAACCUCAUCAAAAAAUUCAAUAAGAUUUGUCAAACAUGACCUUCCACGCACAAAUCCAUGUUGACUGUUCCUAAUCAGACCCUGUCUAUCCAGAAAAUUAUAUAUACCAUCUCUAAGAAUACUUUCCAUCAACUUACCCACGACUGACAUCAAACUCACAGGCCGAUAAUUGCCAAGUUUACUCUUAGAACCCUUUUUAAACAAUAGAACCACAUGAGCAAUACGCCAGUCUUAUUGUGAGGCACUCCACUGGUCGAGGAAUGUGUGUGUUUGGAAUUGCUAUAUCUAUUAAGUAAGUUGUUCUUGAUUGUUUAUCCUGUAAUAUUAUAUCUGGACUGUUAUUAUGAAUUGUCCUAUCUGUAUUAAUGUAUUGAUCCACAUGUAAUUUGUAAGAUUCUGACUCUUAAACUGGAUCAGGUAUGAAUUUAUAGUAAGUUAUGGUGUCUUCGAGUUUAUAUUUUAAAGCAAGAUUUUGGUGAUUGAUAUAUGCCUGUGUAAGUAAUCAGAUUGAGUUAAAUUGCUGCUGGAUUCUAUACUGUGUUGGAUUGUUUCUGGUUUCUCGGCAUGUUCUGCAUUUAUCAUCUUGAAUUUGUUGGCCUUUUAAAUAUUUUUGAUUUUUUUUUAUGUUAACCACCUGGUCCUGUAUUUCCAGAAGGAAUCCCUCUGUUUCUGGGAAGAGGUCUCCAACUCUGAGCCAGGGGUUCGACACUUCCAUGUAAGCAUCUAGUCUGCUCAGAUCAUUGGGAUGUCUUCCAUGGAGCAUCAUACUCUUCCAUUGGUUAACUUCUUCUCCAGUGAUGAUUUCUACUUUUUUUUCCUGAGUUGUGCUUUCAUUUAAAUUUAGUGAUGUGUACUUUUUUUAAAAAUCAGAAUUGCAUAUGCUUGCACUGAGUGCUGAAUUAUGCUUAUUUAUGGUGAAAAUACAUACUUAGAAGUUUUAUCUGACUGUUGUGUAAAUUUUUAAUGUAUGUUAUUCCUCCUCUUCUGUCCUAGUUGGUGUGUUUUCUAAAGUUGUCAUUUCAGUUCUUACUUUUCUUCGUAAGUUUUGCAGAUCGGAAUGGGACCAAGAUAUUUUGCCUAAAGAAUGCAUCAAUGGGGGUAUAACGAAAGUGUUUAUUGCUUUUGUUAUAUUUGUUAUACUAUUGCACUCUGCUUGGAAGAUUUUCAUAAGCCUUAAAGUAAAUUUUGUCAAAAGUCUUCCCCUUUUUGCACUAUGAUCUAUUUUCUUUGCUUGUUGAUAUCCCAGAUAAAUGGGUAUCAAGAGUCCUUAUAACCAUAUAUAUAACCAUAUAACAAUUACAGCAUGGAAACAGACCAUCUUGGCCCUUCUAGUCCAUGCCGAACUCUUACCCUAUCCUAUUCCCACUGACCUGCACCCAGCCCAUAACCCUCCAUUCCUUUCCUGCCUAUAUAUCUAUCCAAUUUAACUUUAAACAACAACAUAGAACCUGCCUCAACCACUUCUGCUGGAAGCUCAUUCCAACAGCUACCACUCUCUGAGUAAAGUUCCCCCCUCAUGUUACCCCUAAACUUUUGUCCUCCAACUCUCAACCCAUGUCCUCUUGUUUGAAUCUUCCCCACUCUCAAUGGAAAAAGUCUAACCAUGUCAACUCUAUCAAUACCCCUCAUAAUUUUAAACAGCUCUAUCAAGUCUCCCCUCAACCUUCUAUGCUCCAAAGA